Molecule: messenger RNA, 9691 nt
Organism: Odontomachus brunneus
Lineage: Eukaryota; Metazoa; Arthropoda; Insecta; Hymenoptera; Formicidae
Gene: Ubr3
Product: E3 ubiquitin-protein ligase Ubr3
Exons: 30
Coding region: 538-6576 (2012 amino acids)
Biological process (GO): ubiquitin-dependent protein catabolic process via the N-end rule pathway; protein ubiquitination
Cellular component (GO): cytoplasm; ubiquitin ligase complex
Molecular function (GO): ubiquitin protein ligase activity; zinc ion binding
Source: RefSeq, a predicted model, not a curated record
CAAGGACAACUGUACAGGUUGGUGUGUGUUUUGUACAAAAACAAGCUGAUAGUAACAAGUUCUAAAGUGUUUAUGUACUUAUUUUUUUUGUAAUGUUAUGCAAAAAGUGCACUGUAAUGAGAUGCGAAAGUGAUCUAAAACUAUACAUAAUCUCACCAGAGGCAUGUGAUACAAUUUUAAGGCAAACCAGUGGUCUAUUAAUAAGCAAGUUUGUAGUACUUGUGCAACAUAUUCAAGAAUUUUAUAAACGUGUAUUUUGUGUUUUGAAUCAAUAAUUGUGGAUGGUUCCAGAACAUUUGUGUACAAAUACAAGUAACAAACAAUGAGCUACAACAGCACAGAGUCCUAUAUUGGAAAUAAUUACACAUAUGAAAUAGUUCCUCAUGUUGUGAUAGAUGGCGGAGCAGUGACAGUGCUUCACGGUUAAGCCUGUGAGAUUGUUCCCCCUGGUGCGAGUACAGCAACGACGACGACCACGACGACGACGGGCGACGACGUCGUCCUCUUCCAAGAGAGAGGCAAGGCACGCUUAUCAGCAUGGCCUCGAGCUCCAGCCCUUCGGCCGAGAUACUCAUGUUUAAGGGCAAACGCGGCGCAGCCUCUUACAUCCACGCCGAGUGCAGUAACCCAGGCCUGGACGGCGGUGGCGGCACGCAGCACCUUAACGAGCUGCUGGACAUCCUGCUGAAUCCCAGUAAGCCCAUCGACGACUGGGAGACCAUCGACUGGUGCAAAUGGCUGAUGGCCGGUGGCCGCACGCCCGACGAGUUCGCCAGCACAGUACGUAUUUACGACAAUGCCACUACAUGCGGUCUAGUUUGGACGCCGAAUUUUGUAGCAUAUCGUUGCCGUACAUGCGGCAUAUCACCGUGUAUGUCACUAUGCACCGAAUGCUUCAAGAAAGGCAAUCACCAUCGCCACGACUUCAACAUGUUCCUCAGUCAAGCAGGAGGUGCAUGCGACUGCGGCGAUACAUCUGUGAUGAAGGAGACUGGAUUUUGUGAUAAGCAUGGGCCAAAAGCUGCUAAUGUAAAUAAAUCAGCCGCGCCAUCGGAUCUGAUGUGCGUGGCCGAAGCAAUGAUGCCAAGGAUUAUCCUUCGACUCAUACAGCAUUUACGCGAGAAUUGUAAAAUGGGUGUGCCAGACUAUAGAGGCGCUAUACACGAGGCGGACGGAUACUUGAGCAUGCUACUCGACUUGAACAACAUGGGUGCGCUCAUGAGACAUGUUAUGACGUCGGCUCUUACAAAUCCACAGAAGUAUCGUGGUCUUAUGGAUCCUUCUAUCUUAACGGGGCAAUCGGAGUACGACAGUUAUUGUCAAGAUAGCAAUAAAAUAUAUCAGCAUGCCGUAAAGUCGCUACCGAAUCCAGAACCUCCUGACGAAUACAAAGAAUGCGUGUCACUUCAAGAGCACUUGGAACACACCACGUUUCUGGAGGAACUGAUGUUUUGGACUGUCGCCUACGAGUUUCCGCAGAAGUUAGUUUGUCUACUGCUGAACAUGCUACCGGAUCCUGAUUACAAGGAAGCUUUAACUCGCGCGUUCGUCUUACACUACAGUAGAAUUUCAAUGAUGCUUGAACGUUCCACAGAUCCCGAUACACUAAGCAAUAGAGUAGUGCACGUUAGCGUACAGCUAUUUAGUAACGAAAGCCUAGCAUUAAGGAUGGUUGAUCAGUUGAAGCUGUUACAUGUUAUGGUUAUCAGUUUAAAAUACAUGAUGAGCAAAAUACUCAUUCAAAAUACCUUGCAUGAUCAAGAUAAGAAUUUUCACUACGUCGUAGACUGCGGACGUCAAGUGAUGAAAGAACAUUGUUACUGGCCGUUAGUUUCCGAUUUGAACAAUGUGCUUUCGCAUAAACCAGUUGCUGUUAGGUUUAUGAGUGACAAUACUCUUUUGGAAAUGUGGUUUGAUUUCUUGUCCAUGUUUCAAGGUAUGAAUGUGAAUCAACGAGAGUUAAAUCAGCACAUUGAGUUUGAACCCAACACGUACUAUGCGGCGUUCAGUGCUGAAUUGGAAGCCAGUGCGUAUCCAAUGUGGGCCCUAGUUUCACAUCUUCGUGGCCCUGAAAGCUCUACCCUUAGCCGAAGAGUACUCACCUUCUGUCUGACAGCUUUGCAAGAUUGGCUAGAUGCCGUGAACUACACACAGCCAAAUGUGAGAGACAUUCAGCAAGUAUCGUUUCAUCUGCCGCUUCAUCGAUAUUUUGCUGUAUUCAUGUGUCAAGCGAUCAGGCAACAAGGAGCGUCUCUUCAUGACCUGCUACCACCCAAGGACAUGCUGCAUCUCCUUAUGAUGCAUCCAUUGCGAGUCCAGGUGGCUUUCUAUGAAAUUCUAAACGGAAUGUGGGUUCGUAACGGAUUACAAAUAAAAGGACAAGCUAUGACUUACAUCCAAUGCAAUUUCUGCAACUCCAUGGUGGACGCAGAUUUGUAUCUGUUGCAAAUUUGUGCCACGAAAUUACCGGCAGAUGUUUUUGUCAAGACUAUCAUCGAAAAGUUUCACGUGAGAGAAUGGUUGAGUGUUUGCUUGUACCGUGCACCACAGAAUGACUAUCCGGAGAAUGAAAAUGAGAAUAGAACCCCAAUGUUAGAAAGCUGCCUGACAUUCUUAGCUACACUAAUCAAUGUGAGAACAAAUCUUGGUUUAUCUGAUGCUGAAAUGUCAUGCCUCGAGAUGGUAACUCUGUUAUGUAUGGGCGAUAAAACGCAUAGCCAGUUAAUGGAGUUGAUGCCGGAACGUUGUGGGACCACUCAAAACAGAGACUUUGAAUCUGUCUUGGCUGAUGUUGCACAGUACAGAGCUCCGAAUCUUGAGGCGAGUGGCAAUAUGCAACAAGGAAUGUACGGGCCGAAACCUCACGUGUGGGAUGAGUUAUUCGAUCCUUUGCAUGUUUUGUUAAGAGCGGUACACAGAAGAGACUUCCAAAUAUCAAUGGAUCGUUUCACAGAAUAUGUUAAACAAUCGGGGAAGCUAAAGAGCAGUGCGACUCCUUGGCCACCAUUCAGACAUCCCGCUCCAGUGUCAUCAGACUAUGACGAUCCUCGGAUAGUCUUGCGUACUCGAGUCUUUCACGCUAUGAUUCUGAUAAUACUUUACAAGGCUGUGAACGAGCACAACAUAUCGGAGCAUAUUAUGGCAUUAGCCAUUUAUUUACUGGAAAUGGCGGUGAUCACCGCAGAAACGCCGGAUAAAUCUAUAAAUCCUUUAUGUCAGUACACUGGCGGCAGUUCUCGUGUAAUAAAAGACAUGGAUCUAAUUGGCUGGUAUGAGAGCGAUAAUUUGUCCGAGAAUUUGAGAACAGUGAUACCCCGAGUGAAUCUAGUCCAAGAGUCGGAAUCAAACAGCUCAGACAUAAGGCAUAUUAUUCGACCAGGUGAGUUCGAGUGGGAGGUGCAGGGAGAGAUGAUUGAGGUAGCGACGUCUCUGAUGCUAAACAACGUGGAAGACGGUGCGGAAGAGGGUUCUUUAGAGCUGCUGGGACUACCGUCUGUGAGAGACGACAAUGGCUCAUCUAGUGCUACGUCUCUGCCCGCUUUACCCUCGUCGGCUGCAACGUCUACUACUUCUUUGCCGGCUUUGCCAUCAGCUGCGAGCGCCGCUUCUCUGCCAGCUCUACCGUCGACUGCGACGGCUACAUCUCUGCCGGCUCUACCAUCAACUAAUGUGGAGUAUAGUGUGGCUAUUGUACCUGAAAAUGCAAUCGUCGCUAUACCGUCUGGCGAAGACGAACUGCUAGGUUUACGGAGAGCUCAACCACCGUCCGGAGAGGAUUCCAUGGUUCUUGCCAUCGAAUCGCCUCCUUCACCAAACAAUACAGUCGGUGGUCAGCCUGCGUUACCACCCGUUCCUCAGCGUCCGGCGGUUAUGGCCGGAAAUGAGAUAGUCGCAGCACAAUCGGCGUAUUCGCCUCGUCCCAGUUAUAGAACAAUAGAAAUCGUUCCAUCCACAUCGAGUUCUCAUAAACAUUUCAACAAGAGGAGGGAGCCACAAAUUGGACCGAUACAAUCGCAGACUGUGAAGGUGGGGGAAAGUAUAAUCUCUUUGCUGUUGAAACUACAUUCUCAGCUGUCAGGCGUACCGGACAGCUACAAUCCCGAACUAAGUGCAAUGUCGGACAAUGAGGCGGGCAGUAGUAGCAGCAAUAAUGGUUCCGCUGCUACAUCGUCGCCGUCCUCAUCGUCAUCGUCGACGAGCAAUGAAUCGAGAAUAGGUGACGGGACGUUCUUCAUAUCGCAAUUACUCCGGAAGAUAUCGGGACUAGAUCCAAUGUGCAAACAAUCGAUCAUCGAGACCAGGGACAAACUAUGGCCCCGUAUGCAAGAAUGUGAGGGUGAUGAGCAGCGUGAGAGGGAACACCGCGAACGGGAGGAACGUCGGCGGAGAGCGAAGGAGAGGCAACAAAAACUUAUGGCGGAAUUUGCCAAUAAGCAGAAGCAAUUUAUGGAAAAAGCAAUGAAGUCUGACGAAGCAGGUGCAUCAGCGAUGGAUUGGGAGCAGGAGGAGAACACAACCAAAUUAACAAGUAAAAAGGAGUACGACUGUGUGAUAUGUAAUCAAACUACUCCCAGCAGUGAGGAUAAGCCGAUGGGACUUGUUGUAUUAGUUCAAGCAACUAGCAUUAUCGGUCACGAACGGCAACAGUCGGAUAGGCUAAUCCUUCCCACGUCUGAUGAGGAUCCGCCUAUACCAAAAGGAAAUACUCGCGGCGCUUAUUUCGACCGUCGAAUGGACGAGAUGAGUCGUCACUUCGAUACAUUUUCGUGGCUGCUGUCGGUCAAUCUAGGUUGGGAAGGUGGUGUUCACGUACAAACUUGUGGUCAUCACCUGCACUUGGACUGUUUGAAAUCUUAUCUGCAGUCCCUACGUAGUCAACAGAGGCAGCAAAGUUUGGCGGUGGAGCGAGGUGAAUACUUCUGUCCACUGUGCCGGCAACUGGCUAACUCUGUCCUGCCGCUCUCGCCGCAACUGGGCGAAUGUGCAGCAGUAGUGCGAUCUCGUCAUACCUCCACGGUCACUAUACUCUCAGAAUUAAAUAAUUUCCUGAAGGAGAUCCAACGAAAUCCGAUCUCUUCGAAUUUGGCUAUCGCAAUGGGAAAGGCGAUGGAGGAUAUGACGAGUUGCACGUAUUUAAAGUAUAAGCAAAAGAACUGUUCUCCUAGUCACCAAAGCUUGUUCCUCUUCGUAACUUCCGUAGCACGAACUAACUUCGAGAUUGAACUCGUACAACGUGGCGGUUCGUUGUGUGCUCCACCGCCCACGACGAUACCUCUGACGCCUAAACGCGAUUGUAUAGUCGCGCUUCUUCAUGUUCUGGCAAUGCACGCCCGAGUGCUAACGACAUGGCCGGUGCAUCACACGUGGCAGCAAUUGUCCGGUAUGCCGCCGGAGCCAGUGUCCUCACUCGCUUUAACACCGCACGAGAAGGAAGUUCCACUCCUUCUCAGGGAUCCAACCGCUCUCCUUAUACAAUUUAUAUUAUUGUUACCGCUGCAUCUAGAUCAAACGUACUUCUCCAGCGUGGUAAAAGUCAUUUACAACUUGCUGUACUAUCAAGUAAUACUGCAGAUAAGCUGUAACUUCUCGCAAGCCGAACGAAACACGAUCCUAAAAAGGAGCCGUUGCGGCUCAGCCACGUCUUCGGAGACGAUACUGGCAAAGAUUAUUGAAUAUUUUGAUGAAAGCGAGCUUUAUUCCGACGACGACAGUGAGCUUUAUUCCGACGAUGACAGCGAAGUCUCCUCGGAUGACAACGCUUGCAAGCCAUCCACAUCUUCCUCCGCUUCCUAUGCGAGAGUGAAGACACACUGCGUUGAGCAACAGAUCCAAUCUUUGUGCCUGCCAUUCUUGCGAGUGGCCUCGUUAUUGCGUUAUCAUUUGUACGAACAACCAUUGCCGCUAAUCAGGACACCACAGAGCGAAUUCGUGCGAUUAGUAUACUAUCUGGAGUUAGUAACGGAGGGCAUGGACUGGGACAGUUUUAAUUCCACGGUAGCACUCAAUUGGCAGGACAAGGAAGCGAGCGUCUCGGUGCCGCAACUGUGGUGUGAUCAGCUGCUAGCAUUCGUCAACCGUUUCGUGAAGUUAGCUGAGCCAGCCAGGAGCCUGAUUGUGGAACAACACAUAUCGUGGCAGGUGCCAAAGCUGCUCAGUUUGCCGAGGGAAUACGAGAAAAUUUUCACCUAUUAUCACGAGCGACAUUGUGGUAAGUGUCAUUCGAUCCCUCAGGAGAUCAGUAUCUGUUUGUUAUGUGGCACUAUCGUCUGCCUCAAACAAAAUUGUUGCAAACAGAUGAACGUGUACGAGGCUAUACAGCACUCAAUCGAUUGUGGAGGUGGAACUGGUAUAUACCUCGUAGUGACCUCAACCUAUAUCAUCGUAAUACGAGGUAGGCGAGCGUGUUUGUGGGGAUCUUUAUAUCUCGAUGAUUUCGAAGAGGAGGAUAGAGAUCUAAAACGUGGCAAGCCGCUAUAUCUCAGUCAGGACAGGUAUCAACUAUUAGAACAACAGUGGUUAGCGCAUCGAUUUGAUCAUACGAAGAAAACAUGGGUGUGGCAUCGUGAUGCUCUGUGACCCAUCACGACGUCAUCGUACGCAGGUCGCUCGUAAUAAUUUUCUAAGACGAAGACUCAACUCUCGCUCGCUCGCGUUUACAAAAACUCCCGAUUCCGUUUUAUCCCUCACGCAAGCAAAAGAAAUGCCUCGCCUGCAGUAACACAGCGCUUUUAGAUCUAACAGAGAGACGACCGCACUUCCCUGUCUCCUGCCUUCCCCCUUAUAAUGUCCUUCAGAUAUUAUAUAUUUAUUAUAUGAUGCGCAAUCUCACAUAAGUAGACAUUAUUAACGACGAAUGAAAGUAUUAAGAAUACUUGUGCAUCCUCCCCAGAGGAGGAGGAGGAGGAGGAGAAGGAGAGUGAAAAAGAUGAUAAUAAUAAUGGAGAAUUGUGCAUAUAUAUAGUCACGCGUAAAUUCGAACGACAAUUACGUUUUAUAGAGACCGUAUUAUUACAGUCUCAAGUUAAAGAUCUGUACAUUUUAUUUAAGUGUACAUACAUAUGUAUAUGUGUAUAUGUAUAUAUACAUAUGUAUACAUAUAUAUGUACACACAUACAUAUAUAUACAUAUAGAUCCUGCAUCCUAAUGGUAAAAAAGAAAAGAAAAGAGUACUUAUUUAGUACGUAGCAUUUGUACUUUCUAGGAAAAAAUACUAUACUUGAGUGAUAAAAUGAUCAGAAUAAAUAAUGGGAGGUGAAAAAAGGAAACCCGCAUCCGCAUAGCUUCAUUUCCGUUAUGUUACUUGUGAAAAAUCAAUUUAACUUUACAUAAUCGUUAGCAUUGAUCAAGUAUAAUGCUUUAGUAAAUAAAGAACAAAAUUCAUGACUAAAGUCAGAGAAUUUACAGAUCAUGGAAUGUUUACGAAUUUUAAAGUUUUCAUAAUUGAAAACUAUAAAAGUAGGUGUUGGCCCUUUCUCUUCUAAAGUACAGGUGCAUACCUUGAUUUUGUUUUUUUAUUCAUAUCUUAGCAGCGCUAUAAAUAAUUGGUUGAAAGCGCGAGAACGAUGAGAGAUAAAGAAAAGGAAAAUAAAUAUGACGAAGACUGACGUCUUGAAAUGCUUUCUAUAAGAAUAUUCUAUAUUUAUCUGCCGGAUAAAACAAAGAUAUUAUAGAAACUACAUUAUCAGAGACUAUUUUUAUUAUUUUUAGUACCCGAUAUGUUAUUUAAUCUUCGCGAAAUGAGACAGAGCCGUGCAUAUGAGAUAAACGCGAAGGAGAACAUACUAGGAGAUAAACGUAAAUAGGAGUGAUCUCUGCACGAAAAAACGACAAGAAUUCAAAACGAGAAUCUGUCAAUUCUUGUUUGCAAAUAUAUAUGUCCAUUUAUAUUCUGCCCAUCGAUUCACAUAUCUAUUGCAUCAACCAUUCACAAUGAUUAAAUUGCGGAUUUAAAAUUUCUUCUACUUGUGCUCGUAAUCCUGCUCAAAAGUCAGUUGAUGAUUGGUGUUGAAUUACUUGAUGUUACAUUCACUUUGCCUGUGAGAGCUGAUCUUCGUGUAUUUUUCUUGUUAAAACAAUGAAGACAAGAUUGUACUUCGAGCGUUCCCUGCUUCUCAUCCUCGUGUAUUUCUCUGUCUUAACAUUCACCGACUUUCCUUAACGUUUUCCAGACGUUAACAGCACAAUUGGUAGUGUUAACUUUUUUGGAGUCUGCUUUAUCGGAAUCGUGAUGUGUCUCCCUUGAUAAGUGUGAACUAUUAUUUAUUUCGUAAGAAACAAGUUCUGUACCAUUCUAGACAUGCCCCAGAUAGCACAAGAUGUCCUAAAAUCAUCUUAGAUAUGCUCAAAAUAUGUGAUACUUUCCAGGCGUUUUGGACAUGUCCAGGAUGAUUCUAAGAUGUCUUAUGUUACUUACCGCUAUACAACAGAAAUCCUUGAUUUUAUCGAUGUACAACCUUGAGUUGAUGGGUAUGUUAUAAUUGUAAAACCGAAUCGACAGCUUCUCGUUUCAAGACGCAGCACUAGCUGCACGAGAGAACGACGGUCCGAUUUGAUGACAAAAAGUAUGCAUGAAGAGAGAGAGAUGUCCGUUACAUACUUCUGGCGAAGUAAUCGAUUGUACCGUCUAUUCUCGAAAAAGAGCGCUGGUAUAUGCACACUCGUUUGUAAGUUUUUUCCAAUAAAAUUUGAAUAAAAUAAUCACGAUUGCGAGAUAUUGCUCACAAGCUUGCAUAAUCGUGCAAAUCGGAAAAAACAUAUGCAAACGAGUGUAUACGGAGUGACCCAUGACGACUCACGAACUCAAUUUUAGCGACGAUCUCUUUGAUCCAUUCUUACAGGCAAUUUUUCAGAAGUAGAAAAAGGAAAACAGAAUAGUUAUAGUUACAGGAUAAUUAUAUUUAUAUACCCUUUUCUCAUCUUAUGCUUGUUUAUUCACGCAAGCUAUGAUGAUUAUAAAAUAGUGAUAUCGUCUGAGUCCAGUUUAAGAAACGAUAUCGCGUUUAGUUUUCGAUAAAGAUUUUGAGAUGUUGACUCUAUGAUAAUACGUCGAAUUUUCAGCUAGUGUCACUAAACCUUGUCUUCAAAUUCUAUUGUGUCAACUUAAAAUUAUUUGAAGGACGUAAUUUUGUUAAAGCUUAUUUCUUUUUGAUGAGCAAGAUCCAGACGAAAAUUAUAUUAUUUUCAUAAUUAUUAGUUAUAUUAACAAAAUUACAUGAAUUAAUUUUAAAAAGACUUUAUCUUCGUAGACUUUCGAUUAUAGACUUAGUUAUGAAGAUAUGUUAGAAAUUCGGUCGCGAUCAGAGUCCGUUUUUGAAAUUGAGCUUGUGUGUCAUCCUGCAUAUAUACAUUGACUUCUUGAUAUGGACUUUCACAAACUCCCUAUACUGUAGUAAAUACGUUAAAAAUGAAAUUGCUUCUUCUAGGGUACAUUUUCGUAUUGUAAAUAUGUAAUAAUGUUGUAGCUCGCCACAUAUUACAUUAUAUUAGUCAAUGCUCGAGAGAGAGAGAGAAAGAGAGAGAGAGAGAAUGAUUUGUAUAUAGCUACAUAAUUAUUUUUAGGAGUAUCUUUGCUUAUAAUAUAAGAGUCUAUAUGAUGGAACACAUACAAUUAAAGAAAGAGCUGAUGAUUAAUGAAUUAUUAUAUAAUUAUUGAUUAUGUUUAAUGUAUAAAUAAAAACGAUUUAGUCGAAGA